AUGUGCAAUGGGCUGCAGAAGGAUUCUUCAACUGUUCUCCUCCUCCAGGACAAGAGAGCUGUGCUGUCUUUCACUACUGGCUCUCAGGAGUCCAUGUUCAGUGCUCAUGGCAUCAAUGGUGACAUGAAUGUAACACUCUGGCCAAUUCAGAAUGGCAUCCUGCACUACUGUGGCUUCCAAGUUCUGGCACCUCAAAUCUUCUGGGCUCCAUCCCACGUGGCCCAGGACGCCCGCGCCGCCAUGCUCCAGGCCUGGCGCAGCCGCCUUGAGGGUCUCUUGGAAGAGACCCCGCUGUGUUUCACACCCAUGGACUGCUUUGAUGGAGAAGGCUUCCAGCUGAAGCCAGAGGUCCAGGAGAAGCACGGCGGCAAGAAGUUUGGGCUCACUGUGGGCACCCACAUGGGACUGGCUGUACCACCUGACAACCAGAUGAGGACUGGCGUCUGA
Messenger RNA from Phycodurus eques (leafy seadragon), 447 nucleotides. RefSeq names its product NAD(P)H dehydrogenase [quinone] 1-like. The record is from RefSeq and is a predicted model, not a curated record. NCBI's taxonomy places the organism in Eukaryota, Metazoa, Chordata, Actinopteri, Syngnathiformes, Syngnathidae. Gene Ontology annotation, molecular function: NAD(P)H dehydrogenase (quinone) activity. Gene Ontology annotation, cellular component: cytosol. Bases 1 to 447 code for a protein of 148 amino acids. The transcript is spliced from 3 exons.